CACAAAGAACAACUCAAUGUAUCUCCAAGCGUCUAGCUUGAGACGCCGCGUAAAGUUUCCCAGCUAUGGUGAUGAUGAGGUUGAACUGAUAUUGCAAGAAGUUUGAAAAUGUUUCAUCUACAGGCUUGUUAUAGAGCGGAGAGUUCACUGCUACUCAUCCGGUUUGGAUUCGCCACCGGCAAGCAUGCCAUACGCACGUCGCGGCAUCAUCCUAUCUUGGACCCCUUCCAUCACAUCCCAGGGGGCUAAAUCUAUCUUGCAUCUGUUUUGUAAGCGAAGUUACAAAUUCAAUAUAAGUCUGUCUUAGGAAUCCUUGAUCCUAGAAAGUGACGAUCAAAUUCCUAUGGGGCUUGAAAUUCAAACAUUAGGGAGGAUGCAUGUAAUAUGAACGGCCGAUAUUGAUUAAAGAGUUGCAAUCCUUCUACCUAAUCGUGUGUAAGACUAAACGACAAGUCUAGAUUACCAGGUUUCGAUGUUGCAUUGCCGGCCUUUUCCCGGGGACUCCAACAUUUGGUUGACCCAAAUACAAAGUAUUUUCUCUGCCAUGAUGGCAAGUUGUGCCACUUGUUCUGAGUUAAAUCACUACUUCAUCUGAAGCCGAUAAUGGAUAACCCAGUUCUCGACGUUUCCUUACAGGAAGAAGCUUUGGAAACAAAAGUAGGCCAGAAUCUUGCCGUACCCUCAGACAAACAAGAAGUUUUGACCACUGAGGCCGGCGUUCUGGAUAAUGAUAAAAAUGUUGUUGACUUGGAUGAAAAUGACCCCGAACACCCUCUCAAUUGGCCCUUAUGGCGAAAAUGGUCAAUUGUUAGCUGUACUGCGUUGAUGUUCAUGUUAUGGUAUGUUGAUGUCUUUGCUCAAAUCCUCCUCCACGUGCUAGCUAGGGUGAUGUUCGAUAUUUAAAAGUGCAUCCCAAUGACAUGUCUGAUGCGUUCAAAUAUAGUAACUUGGGGACUAUCACCAUCGUUCCAGCAGUACCACGAGUAAUGGAAGAGUUUCACGUUACAAACAAGCUAUACUCAACUUUACUCGUGUCGAUUUGGGAACUCGGUGAAGCUGUUGGACCCUUUUUAGUGGGACCCCUAUCUGAAUUCUAUGGUCGAAUGCCCGUAUAUCACGCUGGAAAUAUUCUCUUUAUUCUGUGUCUCACAGGAGGGGCCUUAAUUACCAACAUGUCUAUGCUCAUUGCCUUUCGUUUCUUGUGCGGAUUUGUCGUUUGCUCUGUGACUUUGGGACCCAGUAUCGUCGGGGAUCUCUUCAGGAAAGAAGAUCGAGGUACCGCCAUGUCAGUAGCUAUUGCAUUUCCACUGCUCGGACCAUUUGCCGGACCAAUUGUCGGUUCUUAUAUAACAGAAGCAAAGGGUUGGCGGUGGAGUAUCUGGAUCGUCGUUAUUGCUGUGGGAGCAGUGACUUGCUUCGGAUUUCUUACUUUUAGGGAAACGUACAAGUUGAAACUAGUACAGCGGAAAACAGAACGGCUCCGCAAAAUUACAGGAAACGAAAAUCUGAGAUCGAAAUAUGCAAGUCCGAAUAAGCAUGCCGAGAUAAAGGACCCUUUGCUUAGACCAAUCAAAAUGCUUUUCUUGUCGCCGAUUGUGUUUAUUAUAUCUUUCUUCACGGCUUUGGUUUAUGGAAUCUCCUAUGUUAUUCUCACUACACUCACUCCAAUCCUAGAGGAUAAUUACGGACUUAGUCAAGGUCCCGUAGGCCUUGACUUUCUGGGAAGAGGUACGAAUUUCCUGUUCAUUCGCUGGACAUAGACUGAUGUGAUUCACUUCUGCCAGCUUCUGGGAAUGUCAUAGCCAUGCUGCUCUAUGGCAUGUUCUCCGACCGAUACAUCAAAUACAAAAAGUCCCAAGAAGGCUAUCUCAAACCCGAAAAUCGACUGCCCCUAAUGCUCCUCGGCGCCAUUGUUCUCCCACUCGGUCUCUUCCUCUACGGUUGGUCUGCGGAAAAGCAUGUCCAUUGGAUCGUCCCAAUCAUUGGUACCGCGAUCGUGGGCUUUAGCUUCAUACUGUCGAUACUUCCCACAGAGAAUUAUCUUGUUGAUGUACAUGAGCUACAUGCAGCCUCGGCAGUGGCUGUGUGCUGCGUGCUUCGUGCUUUGUUUGCUGCCAUCCUACCAGUCAUUGGACCACCUUUGUAUGAUCGUCUGGGACUAGGGUGGGGCAAUUCGUUGUUGGCUUUCAUUUGUAUUGCAUUCUUACCCGGACUUGUAGCGUUAAUGAUCUAUGGAGAAAAAAUAAGGAAGACCUCCAGAUUCCAUUAGGACCUUCACAAGAGGGAGCAAAUACAAAUGGAGUUGCUGCCAAGGUAUUUCCGGCAACCUGUCCGAAAGACCUAGUCGUCCAUGAUCUGCAAAAAUACUGCUUACGCCAAGUCGACAUCGAUGGUCAUCAUUUUUACGAUAAUGAGCUGCUCACUUCAAAAUGUUCAGUAUAUUUGAGCAUUUAUUUCUGGGACCUUUUUGUCCAUUUAUGCUGUAGAUAAUACACUUACUUAACCUUUUCCUCUUCUUACGAGGCGAUUGAGUAUAAGAACAUUUUGGAAUAAUUAGUCUCAUUUCCAAAGAUGUACCUCUCAAGGAUUUUCUAAAAGUUUUGUCGUUUGUGGUCACAAUUUUGUGAGCAUGAGAGAUCCCAAACAGAUCCCUCCGAGGUAUCAAACCCCUCGCCCAAUCAAGUCGCCCAAAGAUCCUUCAUAUACUGAAAUUCCAGUACUUCUCCUUGUCCACUCACUUGCACUAUCAUUUGGACAGUCUAACACUCUCUUAAGCGACCUAUUCCUUCAAUAUGUAUCCUUUGCAGUCACGUCAUCAGUUCCAGACGUCUCUAGCACGAAGCAAUAUGCACCCCUCGCCAACACUUUCAAUUUUUGAGUCGCAAUAUCUAUACUGAUCACUUGCCCGCCGACUCAACCGAAAUUUAAUGUCUUUGAUCUCCUCACGCCCAAGUAUCCGUUUUUGAUAUUCUCUAACCUGGGCUUCAUCGUUCUUUCCCACGAUCGCCGAUUGCCCUCAACAGCUUGGGGAACCCAAGUCAGAUAGUACGUCUCAAUACAAUACUCAAUUUUGUUACCAUGCCCUGAAAUGGUGUGCCGAGCUCCCCAUUUCAGUUCGCUGAUAUUUUUGUCGUAAAGAGGGCUGUAUAUGAGGUACACCAGUAUAGCCACAGUAUCUGGCUGGGUCAAGCGGGUGAUUAGUCGAGCGUCUGCCGAUCUCCUUGUAAAAGGACCCAUCAGCAGCGCAGUUGUGUGAAUUCUCAACUUGUUAAGAGAGCCCAGUAUGUUUUUGAUUAGAAUUGCAUAUCCCAAUACCAGUACCUUAGUGUUCUCCAACAUCUUUACCCCGCUUCCACAUAAUUUGUUAGAAAUACGAGAGAGCAAAUAGUCGAUUCGAACAUCUUACAGCCAGAAACAGGCGCAAUAACUAUUGUGGUAAUAGCUCUGUCACUCGAAAAAAGUUGCAAGUAGGUAGGUAACCAACUCCUGAUCUCUCUUGCCCUCUAAAAACUGACAACUGUAAGAUAUAUCUCCAGUGGAGGGAGACGAGGUUUUCGGAUGGGAUGAAAUCAUUUAAAUUGAGUCCGGAAAGGCUGUAGAUACAGCAGACUCAUAAGGUAGUUGCUAUACCCAACAAGACUAGCUUAGCCUAAGUACAACUAACUGGGAACUUUCAGCAUUAUCUUAGAAUACCUAGUAUCCAGCUACUCGAUAAGCGGAACAUUCGUCUGGCCCAGGAUGCCAUAAGAGCAACUAAGCGAAAGCUUGAAUUCAUUGUCCAACCGACGCCAUCGAUAGCUCGUAGGACUAGGAAAAGACUCACCAGAAACAUUUCUGGUUACUAUGAAAGUGAUUGGAAGAAAAACCGAUCCUGACAGAUAUUAUUUUACUUUGGCCUGCAGGUCAAUCAGCGGAAGUGAAGUAAGUGUAUAUUGCAGGUUCUUGUCUAAUAUGGAUCAGAUUGGAUGUACUCCAUGGCUUG
Messenger RNA from Sclerotinia trifoliorum, 3982 nucleotides. The record is from the annotation of a GenBank genome assembly. NCBI's taxonomy places the organism in Eukaryota, Fungi, Ascomycota, Leotiomycetes, Helotiales, Sclerotiniaceae.